GCUGUCCCUGCUGUCCCUGCGUGCUGUGUUAUUGGACGGUCCCUCCAGUCGUUACCAGGGGCGUGGAUCCAAGCGAGCUGAAUGGGAAACACAUUGGCGUGCUUCACCGUUGUAUUAACCUAAAGAGAAAAAAGCAAGGGGUGGAAGAGACACGAUGACAAGCUGAAGCAGUUUUUUAAUUGCUGAAGGGACGACAGGCUGAAACUAAAAAAAAAAAAAAAAAAAAAAAUCACCCCCGUGUGUGUUAAAGCUUAAAGCGGUUGGGCUUUUUAACUACACCACGCUCCGCAUACGGCAGCUCCGGAGAAGCGGCGGCGGAGAGACACGGCAUCUGCAACCGAGGGAGAGGAGAGGAGAGGGAUGCGGGGAGAUAAAAUAGCGUGUGUUUUUUUUAUCUCUCCUACGCCAAAAUGGGGUCUGUUUUCAGUUCGCAAACACUGAGUUGAAUCUGAAUUUAUUUAUUUAGUCGUGUUUUGGGGUGGCUGUUGUGUGUGAGAAUGGGGGAUAAUAUGCAGAUAGGGCGUUUUUAAAGUCCACCUUUUUUUUUGGCCGUGGACAAACGGCUAACGUUAGCGAGGUUUAUUUUUCUUUCCCCGUAAAUACGGUGUGUCGUUGUACCGCUGGUGUGAGUUUUUUUGUCCGUUUUUCUUCGCUUUUUGGAAAAAAAGUAAGCUCUUGAUUAUCGGAUGAAAUCUCGUCUGUGUCAUCCAUCCCGGUGUUGUUAGGGGCCUCUGCUGGCAAACUGCGUCACCGAGUGGGCGCUGCAGGUAUUCAUCUCUUAAAAAAAAAAAAAAAAAAUCUGCAUGUUGGGCAGUCUAGCCAUGGCACGAAUGACCUGGAAACCAAAGUGACUCAACUUUUAAAUCACCAUGGAGCCGGAGGCCAAUUCAAACUCCGAGCGCCACCAAGAACUCAAAUAUCCAUCUGUACCCAAAUCUCAGUGUGACAUGACCAUGAAUAUGUAUGAGGCCGUGAGUGAUGGAAAUGUCAACCUUGUGGAUCCGGUAGUGAGAGGUGGGAGUGACCCCAGUGCAUAUCCUUCCUCCAGUUAUCAGAGAAAUGUGCAUCAGAGAUUCAUCAGGAGGAGUCUGUGGUUCUCGGACACAGAUGAGCAAGCAUUUGAAGCGCCCGAGUGUGAUAACAGGAGUAAGAUCCUAAACAUAAACCUGCGGACAAUAGUGGACAGGACGCGGGGGACUAGUAGCGGGAUACAAGAAGGAUCCAGCACUGAAAGUCAAGGUGGGCAAAAAGACAGUGCAACGGAGAGUGCCAGUGCCGAUGAGGAGAAGGAGAAAGGUGGAGAUGCAUUAAAUCUGACAUGCAAUGAGGCUGGCAAAGCCGCUAUCAAGGCAGCCAGUGAGGAGAACGAGGAGGAGGCCGAGAUGAAAGCGGUCUCAACGUCUCCAGGAGGAAGAUUCCUCAAAUUUGACAUUGAGCUGGGGAGAGGGUCCUUCAAGACGGUCUACAAGGGCCUGGAUACUGAGACCUGGGUGGAAGUUGCCUGGUGUGAACUGCAGGAUCGUAAGCUGUCAAAAGUGGAACGUCAGCGCUUUAAGGAGGAGGCAGAGAUGUUGAAGGGUCUUCAGCAUCCCAACAUUGUCCGUUUCUAUGACUUUUGGGAGUCACCCCUUAAAGGGAAGAAGUGUAUUGUUUUAGUAACAGAGCUCAUGACAUCAGGAACACUAAAAACCUAUCUGAAGCGUUUCAAAGUAAUGAAACCCAAGGUACUGAGGAGCUGGUGCAGACAGAUCCUGAAAGGCCUUCACUUUCUCCACACCAGGACCCCUCCCAUCAUCCAUAGGGACCUCAAAUGUGAUAACAUCUUUAUCACUGGACCUACAGGCUCAGUCAAGAUAGGGGAUUUAGGACUGGCAACACUAAAGGCGGCUUCCUUUGCCAAGAGCGUCAUAGGCACACCAGAGUUCAUGGCUCCAGAGAUGUAUGAGGAACACUAUGAUGAGGCUGUGGAUGUCUACGCUUUUGGCAUGUGUAUGCUGGAGAUGGCCACCUCAGAGUAUCCCUACUCCGAGUGUCAAAAUGCUGCUCAGAUAUACCGCAAAGUCACCAGUGGAGUGAAGCCAGCCAGCUACAACAAGGUCAUGGAUCCUGAAAUCAAGGAGAUUAUUGGGGAGUGUAUCUGCCAAAAGAAAGAGGAGCGGUACACCAUCAAGGACCUGUUGAACCACGCUUUCUUUGCUGAAGACACGGGUGUAAGAGUGGAGCUAGCUGAGGAGGACGAUGGGAAAAAGGCCUCGAUAGCCCUGAAACUGUGGGUGGAAGACCACAAGAAGUUAAAAGGGAAGUACAAGGAGAGUGGAGCCAUCGAGUUUACAUUUGACCUGGAAAAAGAGGUCCCUGAGGUUGUGGCACAAGAGAUGGUGGAGUCUGGCUUCUUCCACGAGAGUGAUGCUAAGACUGUGGGAAAGUCGAUCAGGGACCGCGUGGCACUGAUCAAAUGGAGAAGGGAGAGAAUGGUGUCUGCUGCAGCUGCAGUGGAUCAAGGUGAAGGGGGGCACAGGAUCCAGAUGACACCGUCUCAGGGCAUAUCUGCUGGGGCUGCACAUGUAGGACAGCCUAUGCUGGAACCAGAAGAACCAGAGGCAGACCAGCACAACAGGCUGCGAAACCUGCCAACCAGUGCCACCUCAGUGACAUCAGACGGCACACUUGACAGUGGCAUGGGUUCCACUGUGUACUCCGACUGCCACAGCAGCCAACAGAGUGUCCUCUACCAGUCCCUGCUGGAGCCUAUUACUAUGGCAACACAGCAGUGCCAGAGCAGUAGCCCUUUACCGACAGCUCGACCUCACUCCUGUGAAAAACGUGAAGUAUGGGAGACAACGAUGAGCCCAGAGCUCAGGACUGGCUUGGGAGCUGCAGCCCGGAGAGGAAGUGCCCCUGUUCUUAACACUCAGAGGGCAAACCACAUUGCUCAACUCCCUGCUCUGAUUCAGUCUCAGAGAUCAAUAAGUCCCACCCCCACAGUACCAGAGAACCAGUCAGUACACAGCCCCACUGGGCUUCACUCGGAGUCUAAGGAUGGGUUCCCCUCUCAUAGUGCUCUGCCACUACUGCAGGUCUCCCCUGUCUCUUCACCUUCUGAGUACCGCCGCCUCAGUGACACCAGCAUCAGGCCGUCGUCAGAGGCCACGAGUGAGAACUUACCGCUGCCUGUGUCAAGUGGACGCAGACACUCUGACCUCAGUAGUCUCCUGAGUGUAACCUCUCAUCAUAACCACCAUUUUACAAUGCAUCGAAACCACGUGUGCCAGGCCUGCCUCUCUUUGUUUCUUCUGAGGUCACAGGAAGUAGGCCACCACUAUUCUUCUGUUGUCAUGCCAACACACCACUGUCCAUGUGACUUUAGACACCACCCAUCCUCUGGUGGAACAUUGAGCACCCCUGGUUAUGGACGGCUGAAAGGUUCAAGUGAUUGUUCUGAUUUCUCACUGCUUCAGCAGUCGCUUUUCAAUAUAAUCAGCCGCAAACCUGCUCCUUGUCACACCGCACCCACCCAGGUGCUGCACUCCUCAGCCGCCCACAGGCCUGCCUGCAGUGAUGCAGACAGCAGCCUGAAGAGUCAUCUCCUGAGUGGCAGUUUGGUUGGAGACCAAGAGCCCCUUCGGGACUGCGAGGAUAGAUUCUGUGCCAGAGCGCAGCAACUUCCCAAGGCUGUGGGAGUGGCCAGCUCGGCAGGCCACCAGAAUCAACAAUCUAUCCAGGGCCUGGCCUCUUCCAGCACACCAGUGCACGUGCCACUGCAGUACGUCCAGCCUGGACAGAGCUACCCUGCUGCUCCAUAUACUGGCCAACACAGUGCUGCAACACCAGCUCCAGCAAGUCUAUGCUCAGUCAACAUCCAGCAUACAGUCAGUGCUGCUAGCUACACACCUCCAAGUGUGCAACAGACCCAAACUGCAGCAAGUAUUUCAGCAUCAGCUGUGCCACAACACGUUGUACAGAACUACCAAGCACCAGGCCACCAACAGCAGCAGGCGACAGCAGCAAGCUCUUUGACUUUUCCUUUGAAAGGCCAACAAACCUGUCAGAACUGUGUGGCUCCAACUCAACAACAGGCUCACUCUGCAUCAGGAUAUCCUGCUUCAGUCCAGCAACACACCUCGGCAGCAGCAACCACCCUGCCAGCACAGCAGCCAGCACAAAGCUUCCCUCUUGCAUCUGUAGCCCCAGCUAUGGCAGCCACAGCCCAGUGUCAUCCUGCACAAGCUCCCAGCGCACUGCAACAGGUGCAAGCUGCAGUGAGUCUGCAAAAUCAGCAGCCUGGUCAGAGCUCCUCCACACCAGCACUUUAUAACCAACAGAUACCUAUUCAGCAAGAGCACCAACAGCCCUUACUGCAAAAUACUCAGUCCAAUAUACAACUAACACAGCAUGCUGGGCAGGCUUAUAUUCAGCCUCAGCUCCAGCACAGCCAAGAGACUCUGCAUAGCAUACACCAACAAAUGACACAACAGCCUACCCACCAUGCUCAAAGUGUUCAGUCUCCUGCUCAGCAACAAGUGCACAUCACAACUCUACAGAAGCACAGUCAGAAAACCAUGCAGACGGUAGUCCGACAGCAGAGCCAUGACGUAUCGCAGUCUCCAGUCCAACAGGUUCAGACCCCAGCUUCUCAACCUCAUCCUACAGCAGCCCCGGUUGUGCAGCUUGCAGCCACACACCAGAGUUAUCCCCCUGCUGGUCUACCUGAUCCUGCCUCUCAGAGCUAUGCACAUUGUACCCUCAAUGUGCUCCAACAACAGACUGCUUCAGCUCAGACCCAAUAUCUACCUGCACAGUCUACUGCUGCUCCUCAGACGUAUGGGGGAGCUAACCAGUUAGUGACUCCUCAGAGCCAUCCAGCCCCUUCCCAGCAUAUCCAGGCUGCACAUAUCACCCAACAGUUUCAACCCUAUCUUUGCAUCGCUGCUUUCCAGAAUCAGAGUGUUCCUGCUGGCCAAAACAUUUCACAACUUGGACAAGACGGACAAGUCCACGGGCAGAAUCUUAGCCAAUUAGCUUCAAGUGUGCCAGCCCAGGCACUUCCUCCUCAACAGUCGGUGGCUCAGGCUGCUGUCCACCAACAACUCCAGUCUCUGCAGAUUUCAAACAAUCUACCACCAACACACACAUCCCAGUAUCCCACAGUCCAGGUGAUGACAGCUGUGACUGACAGUGAAUCUUCCUACCCUCACUCGUGCACUGCCCCUCACCCUUCAACUUCCUCCACUCUUAACCACAUGUUUCUUUCUCCUGGACAGACUCUCCCUGUGACUCCCUCUGUCUCUCCCAUUUCUCCUAUGCACACUGAAAACAUGUUAGUUUCACCCAUUCCUGUGUCCCUCAUACCAUUCCCCUCACCUGUGCUUGGCAAGGUGGGACCUACAUCGCCACAGCACCAGCCCUCUGCUGCUCUGCAGCAGAGUGUCAGAUCCGAAACUUCUCAUUCGCAACCUGCAUUCAUAUCAGCACUAACAACCCAUCCCUUAUACACACACACUGGCCCGUCCCAGAACACACACCCUCCCACAAAUGGCAGCACUCAGCCUCUGAUACAGCAGGUUCCCCCGCAGACCCAGGUCAGCCAUCCUGAGCUUGCCCCCACUGCUCAGCUCACCCAGCCUGCAGUCUUCUCCUCACCUGCGCAGAAUGGGUCAGACCUGGGCACAGCCACCACUGCAGCCCAGCUGGACAAGAGCCCGUGCCAGCUGCCACUGCAGGGCCCGUCCCAGAGUCAGAUCCAGAGCCAGAUUCCUGUGCUGCAGCCUUCUGAUUCUCAGAGAACAUCAUCUGGCUCUGCCAGUUCCAGUGUGACUCAUCAGAAACAGCUUAGUAGUCUCACAGGAGCUGCAGGUCAGGGUCCAACAGAGGCCAACACAGAGGAUCAAGCUACAGAGAAACACACUGGAGGACAGAGCUAUGACAGCGUCAACUCCGAUGCCACGUCAGGGAAGGAGAUGAGCGAUGGUUACGAGGGAACACAUGGUGGUAAAGGCGAGGCCAAAGUCCGCAAACACCACCGCAGGUCCACUCGCACUCGUUCUCGGCAAGAAAAGAUUAGCAGGCCAAAGCUCAGCAUGCUCAAUGUGUGUAACACUGGCGAUAAGAUGGUAGAGUGUCAGCUGGAAACUCACAACCAUAAAAUGGUCACUUUCAAGUUUGACCUGGACGGAGAUGCACCGGAAGAGAUUGCUACAUACAUGGUGGAGAAUGAUUUCAUUCUGCUUUUGGAAAAAGAAAUGUUUAUUGAGCAGCUGAAGGACAUUGUGGACAAAGCUGAGGAUAUGCUGAGUGAAGACGCUGAAGCUGAGAGGAACUCUGACCAAGGAGGCAGUCCCAAACAGAGCGAAGGAGCUGGCACGCUGGGAGCGGAGGGAUCGAAGGCUUCCACACCCAGCACCCCACAGCUGGUGUACCAGCAAAAUGUCCUCCACACUGGCAAGCGCUGGUUCAUCAUCUGCCCUGUGGCUGAAACGCCUAUGCUGGAGAAAGAGAAGACUACAUCUCAAACCUCUGCAGCGCAGGAAUCUGAAAAGACUGUGCCAUCAUCAGUCCUGUCCAACAGCAACACAACUGCAGUGACUACCCCAGCUGCAUCUUUGUCUUCCCAAAGUCCGUCCUCCUCCUUCUCUCAGCCCCCCGCUGCUCAGACCUCAGUGCAACCUCAAGACCAAAACAUUGACAAAGCUCGGAUCCAGCAAUCUCAGCCAUGUGUAUCUAAACAUACCAUUGGUGCUGCUGGUGCUAGCCAUCGCAACUCCCUUACUGUUGAAGAGCCUUGCAUCUCUGCUGUCUCUAUGGUAACGGACAUGCCAUGCUGUGCUAUUGUGCCACCUGUCUCUCUGGAUGUAAAUGCUAUUGAUAAAGGAGCCGCUGGAGGUUUGGCCUCUUCUCAGACUAAUCAACCUAACCAGAAGUCUAGUCCUACUGGAGAGCUACCCCCUCAGCUGGCCUCCCAUCAGUCCGUGGUCCUGCAGCAACCCUAUGCCACGCCAAUGCAGGCAGGGACAGUCACCUCCCAGCCCCAGAGUCCAGCACAUCAGCCCCCCCAGAACUUCCAGUCAUCAAGCCACCAGCAACCAGUGAGUGGAGGCCCAGGAGAGUCGGACAGCGAAGGGCCACGCAGGGUGGAGUUCGUUGACCGCACCAUCAAAACUUUGGAUGAGAAGCUGAGAAACCUGUUGUACCAGGAGCACACUCCCUCCCAGCCAUCCAGCGCUGCGCCUGACCCCCAGGCCUCCAGUACAGAGGGAGUCAGCUCACCUCCAGUCUCAGAUGGCCAGAGCACUGAGGGAGCACUUACAAAGAAGAAAGGGGAGCCACUGCCUCAGAUUCCUGAGCGCACAGAUAGCGUGGGGGCACUAAGUGACUCUGCAGUGGCAGCUGCUAACAGAGUCUUGAACAGACGAGAUGUGACCACCAGCUCCAAACACCGUUUUCAAAUCAUCCCUACUCCACCGGAUGUCAUCUGUCGUUUAGAGAAAAGCAAGACCAGCUGCAGCAGCUACAACUCCCCAGCACCCUCUAGUGGUUCUGGAGGGUCUCACAGCCAAAAUCAGGGCGAAGGGAGCAAAGAGAAGGGUGGCGUAGCUGUGGGCCAGUCUUCUGUGACAGCUGCAGCUGAUAAUGAGACAGCGGGAACAUCCAGACCACACUGUAGUCACCGUUACUCCGCGCCACCAAACUUCUACCAUGCCACCCCCACUUCCAGCCCAGAUCUCACUCCACGCCACAUGCCCCGGGCCCAGACCAUCGACACUCCAACCCAUCACCACUACCACCACUCCUCUCAUCUCUACUCUGACUCAGCAGAUGAGGACAGCAGCAGCGUAGCCCUCCCUCCGGCCCACCCCCCUCCGCCAGCUCACGCUCUGUCUGAGCACAGUGGAAGUGACCUCAUGAAGAGGGCAGUGGCCUUCCUGCGGCGAUCUGGUCGGAGCAAAAGUGAGCAGAGCUCCGAUUCACCGAACCGACAGCCCGUGGCAAUGAACGGUCACACUCCCUCGCCUUCUGCAGGACAUGCCCAUUCAUCCUACAUCAGCAGCGACAAUGACUCUGAGUUUGAGGAUGCAGAUAUGAGGAAAGAGCUGCAGAAACUGAGAGAAAAACACAUGAAGGAGAUCUCUGAGCUGCAGGCGUUCCAGAGGAAUGAAAUUGAGCAUCUGUACAAGGAGCUGGGAAAAACACUGCCCCCCAAUGUCGGCCUGCUUCAUGCCGCACCCCCAAGUGGCCGCAGGCGCAGGGCCAGCAAACACAAACUGAAGGCUGGAAAACUGUUAAAUCCAAUGGUGCAGCAGCUCAAAAACAAUCUCAACACCUCCACAGAGAGAAAAGGUGAAAGUGCUGCCAGUUCAUCCGGCUCCCCAGCUAAAAGUUCAGUUUUAUCAGAUGGCUCCGCCCACUCCAGUGGCAGCUCCAGCUCCAGCAAUCAGCCCGGCACCGCCCCAGAACAGGUUCACACCCAGCAACCCUGUUCUUUGAAGGGCUCGUUCUCCUCAGACAACAUCUACGCUGGGCUACACAGUGAUGGAAUGGCCAACCAAGCUGGUCCUGGCCAAGGCUGGACGGUUUACCACCAAACGUCAGAGAGAGUCACCUAUAAAUCUAGUAGCAAACCACGCACUAGAUUCCUCAGUGGACCUGUGUCUCUGUCCAUCUGGUCCACUCUGAAACGACUAUGUCUAGGCAAAGAGCGCAGUAGUAGGUCUUCUCUCAACACCACCACAGCUCAGACAGCCGCCAGUCAAACACAGCCUCCACUCACCACAGCCACGGCCUCACCAUCUCCUCAGCCAAUCACACGGCUCGCUCAGGUCCAGACCAACAACAGCAACAACAAGAGAGGCACGUUCACCGAUGACCUGCACAAACUGGUGGACGACUGGACAAAGGAAACCGUCGCGGCAGCCAAUCAACCUCGCCCCUCUCUGAACCAGAUCAAACAGCAGAGACGGCAGCAGGACCUGGAAGGCAGAGCGCCACUGAUGGGCGCGGCUUCACAUGAGAUGAAAUGCCACGUUGGUCCCAGUAAGUUCCAGCUGCCUCUCUCCUGCCCCCUGACUGCUGCUUUAAGCCCCGGUAUGCCCACAACCCUAGCGCCCAACUCCUCAGCAAUGCUCCCUCCUGGGUACAUUUUGCCAGCAGGCUCCUACGGCGGGAUGGUUCCUGGUCCUCUUUACCCCCAGCAGUGGCCUACCAUGCCUAGUCCUGUAGGAUCCAUGGGUCCCGUAGGCCUGCUCGGUGCUGCAAGAAUGAUGCCCUAUGCCACAAUAGCAAACCCAGGGAUGAAAGCCUACCCUCUGGUCAUGCACGACCCAGAGAGCGGCCCCUGUCCAAAAACCACAAGGACUACCUAAUCUGCUUACUGAAAUGUGUUGAAAUGUGUGUCUGGCUGGGAUAGUCCAACUCUGUUCUGUUUCACCAGAGCCACACAUGUAUAUAAUCUGUAAAUAACAUGAUGCGAGUGUUGAUAUUCUUUAUACAACACCUAUAUCUGUAAUUAAUUGUGUGUGUGUAUGAGUGUGUGGGUGGUGUGUGUGUGUGUGUACGUAUGUAUGUACAUGUUAAUGUCUGGAUACCUAAUGCUUUUUGGCUUUGGUCUUGACUAAACUCAGCCAUACAAGACAUUUUGUCUGCGGUCACGAAAAAACAUAUUUCACUUUAUUCUUUAUUCCGACAGUUUUCACAUUGAAUUAGCCUUUCUCUGUGUUACGUACACGUUAAACACUACAUUAGGGUCCAAAUACCAGUGGUUUGAGAUACAUGAACAAGACAGUAUUUAUGGAGGAGAUAUCUGAAGAAAUGUAGUGCCUUGAACAUUGAUUUACAGUAUAUAUAUAUUUUUCUUCUUCUGUGAAACAAAGCAUGUCUGCAUCCAAGUUAUUUUAUUUAUAUUAGCUUGAGUGCAGUCUCGCUUUUUUUUUAAUGCAUUACACACACUUGUUUUUGGUUUACAUAUGAAUGCCCUUGUAGUACUGCACUAGUAACACAGUAUAUGCUCUUAUUUAAAUAAUAAAAUCAUGUUUUAACCCUUGUUUACUUUCCACCCCUGUGACAGAUAGAAUGCCAUAGUGGUGAGAUGUACUGUUGCCUUGCAGAAACAAAUGGUUAAUGUGUGAACGAUGAGACUGAGAAGGAAUAAAAAGAAAUUUACGCCAGCAGCCAAAAUCUACUCUUUCAGGUCAAAUGGUUCAGUCGGACACAGCCCUUUUCUUUUUGAUCGGACAACUUGGUGUGUUGUAAGCCUUGUGCUCAGAGGAAAAAGGCAGUGUCCAGAGCCAUAUAUACUGUACAUAGUUCCUUCUACAGUAUAUGCCUCUGGUAGUGUUCUGAUCAGAAUGUAGCAAUUGUUAUGUGAAGGCUUGAGGCUUAAAAGUGCAAUUUAACCCCUCCACAAAGCUUUGAUCGUGGCCUUUGCCACAAGCCUUAUCUAUCUCUGAUGUGUGCGACAGGAGCAAGCUGAAAAAGUUGAACAAAAUCACAAAAGCAACAGAAGUUACCAGGCAAAAAUAUUUCUAAACAUAACUCUCAAAAUCACUACUGCUAAAUGUUCUUUCAACUUGGCUGUCCUAUUACUCAGCAUACACUGUAUGAAAAACGUUUUUUUUGUGCAAUCACUAGUUAAGUCUGACAUUUAUUAUUUUUUUCUUCAUUAUUUGAUGUUUAAAGCUAUUUUUUUUUCUUUUGAUGCUGCUAUCGUGUGAGGUGAUUCCACUGUACAGUUAAGCAUUCUAUUAUUCACAUAAGAUGGUACUUAUAAUAAAUGCAUUUAAAAAAAACUCAAAUUUAAUUAACAAACGGGACGCUCACAAAGCAGUAUUAUUGCCUUGUUGAA
Molecule: messenger RNA, 10834 nt
Organism: Larimichthys crocea (large yellow croaker)
Lineage: Eukaryota; Metazoa; Chordata; Actinopteri; Sciaenidae
Product: serine/threonine-protein kinase WNK2
Exons: 31
Coding region: 870-9356 (2828 amino acids)
Biological process (GO): protein phosphorylation
Molecular function (GO): protein serine/threonine kinase activity; ATP binding
Source: RefSeq, a predicted model, not a curated record